UAGCGAACUAAUUCACUCUUCGUCUGGGCUCUUCUUGGGGCCGCUUCUCCCUCUCACGCCGACGGAUGGUGAUGGAGGGAACGAAGGCAGAGGUGGGGAGUUUGGAAUCGUCGCUCCUGCGAAUCGUUCAGGAGCACCAACAGAGAUCCAUCCGGAUCCGAGAUCAAACAGAUAAAGCAAAGAGGGAUGCUUUAAGAUCUGCAACACAUGUUUCUGGACUUCUGGUUGACACAGUCAAUGGAGGAGUUGAAGAAUCCUUCAUCAAUGAGAAGCGUAUUGAACUUGAAAUACGAGCAUUAGUUAGUACUGUCAUGCGCUAUAAGAAGCAAACAAAUCAAUGGCUGGCCGCUUCCCAUGCAUUGAAUACUAUUUUAAAGGAGAUUGGAGACUUUGAGAACUGGAUGAAGAUCAUGGACUUUGAUUGUAAAAGCAUCAAUGCUGCAAUUUGCAACAUUCAUCAGACAUAAGUGCAUGCACCAGACCACAAGGGUCAUUACAUUUGCCCAGUCAGUCUUGUGAAUCCCCUUGGAGUAUGUCAUUAUGAAUUUUGAUUUUUUGAAAUCAUUCUCAGCCAAUUUUUCAUCAGUUACAGCCAUUACUACAAUUGGUGCUUCUGCAAUUUCCUUUUUUCUGUGUAAAAUUGCCAUCAUUUGGAUGUAUCAACAAUCGUAACAGCCAUGCUGAUUCUUUAUAUGCAUAGCCUGUAUAGAAAUUGUGAUCCUGCAUGUAUUUGUUGUAGCGAACUGUUAUCAUUCCUGCUUGCCAAGUAAAGAGAUGUAAGCUGAUGGUAUUCCGAGUGAAAUGUAAGCUGAUGGAUUUAGCUCUCUUCCAGUGCCUCCGCAACAUCUAUUAAUGGAGGCAAGCUAAAAGUCGAAGGGCUUAAAUUAUUCAGUCAAUUAGGGUAUCAUGAUGGUUGUGUCAUGAAAAUGAUCUUUCUGUAGGAACCAAGCUUAGUAUUUACUUGGUUGAUGUACCAUCAACAUUUUGAUCAUAUUGUCUGAAACAGACAUGCUACUGUUCUUUUCUUUGAUGUACUCUAGUAAUUGUAUAACUUACCGGUCGGAUUUGGCAGACCCACUUAUAAAUUUAGUUGAUAUUAUUGUAAAUUA
This is a messenger RNA of Phoenix dactylifera (date palm), 1109 nucleotides long. It is a transcript of the gene BLOS1, whose product is annotated as GCN5L1 family protein. Lineage: Eukaryota; Viridiplantae; Streptophyta; Magnoliopsida; Arecales; Arecaceae. Gene Ontology annotation, biological process: endosomal transport. The record is from RefSeq and is a predicted model, not a curated record. Gene Ontology annotation, cellular component: BLOC-1 complex.